This is a messenger RNA of Ixodes scapularis (black-legged tick), 546 nucleotides long. RefSeq lists its product as uncharacterized. The transcript has 5 exons. NCBI's taxonomy places the organism in Eukaryota, Metazoa, Arthropoda, Arachnida, Ixodida, Ixodidae. The annotation marks the transcript as partial. The record is from RefSeq and is a predicted model, not a curated record.
AUGUACAGAGCUCCCUCACGCUGGACGCUGCCGAAUAACACGAUUUUAUGUACCUUCGGGGCUCUAUUCAACAUGUCUGCAGCGUGGCCCGAGGAAGGCCUCUGCGACAUCAUUUUCUUGGACUACUUCUACAGAUCUGGGAGGGGCACCUUUCUCGACAGCAGCUCGGAAGGGUUGAAGUGGUUUCGUGACUUCGCCCGGAACUACAGCGGAACCACCCAAUUCGGAAUAGGAAUUGACCACCGCAAUGCCCUUAGAGCAUACGAGGACCUCAACAAAGCCGAUGGUAUGAGAACAUUUUCAGACUUCUGGAAAAUGAACAUCCGGCAUUACGGACUGCUUAAAUUUCAAGUGCACGAAAAUCUAACCCAAAGGAGUACCGUCCAGAACUACAAUAUUCUUUUCAAGAGAUUGAGAGAGCUCCAGGAAAUGAAUAGAGCCGGGGACGUCCAUAAAUUUGGAUACAUCAUCCUUGGCGUUGGCCUCUUUGCCCCCAGGACCGGCAAAGCCUACGACUACCUGGAAGAACUUCUUCGGCCCAGGAGC